Messenger RNA from Xyrichtys novacula (pearly razorfish), 333 nucleotides. NCBI's taxonomy places the organism in Eukaryota, Metazoa, Chordata, Actinopteri, Labriformes, Labridae. The record is from the annotation of a GenBank genome assembly.
AUGGUUGCCAAAAACUUUCUAGUGCCCAAGAGUGAGGGUGGUGCCAUUCAAGACAUGCUGACAGUGUACAGACUCCUGGAUUGUGACAUGUUCCCUUCACUGAAAGCUGUUAUUCAGGUUGCCUUGACAAUACCAUUUCGCAGCUGUAGCUGUGAGAGGUCUUUUAGUGCCUUGCACCAGCUCCAUACCUGGAUGAGGAGGACCACGGGUCAACCCAGACUCCAGCACCUGGCUGUGAUGUCAACUGAGAAAGAGAUGCUUGAGAGAGUUGAAGACCAAAAAGUAAUUGACAGAUUUGCUACCCUCAAGGUGAGGAGACAUAGAUUAAAGUAA